AUGUCGAAAGCCAACCCUUCUAUCGCACCACCCGUUCAGCAAGAAUUUAUGGCUGAAACAGAUUUCAAAAACGAAUUUGAUCAUGUCGAGGCUGCUGACGAUUACGCCCCGACCCAAGCGGGAGAGGUCAGCCCCCUUCAUCAAGAAAUCGAAGCUCUGAAGCGUCUUUCAGAGGAGGAAUAUGCCGCUGCACACGCCAAACUUAUUCGAAAGAUCGAUGUCCGACUUCUACCUGUGUUAUUCAUCCUUUUGAUCUUAAACUAUCUCGAUCGAAACGCUUUGGCUUCAGCCAGAGUACAAGGGCUCGAGAAAGAUCUGCACUUGAAAGGUGACCAGUUCAACAUCGCAGUCUCCAUUCUAUUUGCCGGUUAUAUCUUGGGUCAAAUCCCCUCCAAUCUUAUCCUAUCUCGAGUCCGACCUUCGAUUUAUCUCUCCGUGUGGGUGGCAUUGUGGGGUAUUGUAUCUGCAUGUACAGCUGCUGCGGACAAUUACAAUCAUCUGCUUGUUAUUCGAUUCUUCCUGGGUGUGACCGAAUCUCCUUACUUCCCUGGUGCUCUUUUCCUUCUCUCAUCGUGGUACACAAAGAAAGAGCUGGCAUUCCGAACAUCGAUCCUCUAUACCGGCUCACUUCUUUCAGGAGCUUUCUCAGGGCUCAUCAGUGCGGGUAUCCAGAAAGGCCUAAACGGUGUCGCUGGACUUUCCUCUUGGCGAUGGAUGUUCAUCCUUGAAGGUGCUGUAACAGUCGCAGCUGCCAUUGGUUCCGCUUUUAUUCUUCCCGACUACCCUGCCACUACAAGGUGGUUGACCAGCCGUGAAAAGGCGAUCGCCGUGUAUCGAUUGGAGAAGGACGCUGGUGUACGAGAUGAAGAGACGAUGACUCUUUUCCAAAGUUUCAAAGCCGCUGCCAUGGAUUACAAGUUGUACCUUCUCGCUAUCAUCAUCAUCACCAAGACCACUGCUGGAGCCGUCACUCAAUUCAUUCCCACCGUGGUCGCCACUUUCGGAAUGUCCAAGGUCAACACCCUCUUGCUCACUGCGCCCCCUUACCUCUUCGCUGCUUUCCUUGCGCUCAUAAUAUCAUAUACAUCUGAUAAAAAGCCAGAGAGAUGUUUCCACCUGCUCACUCCCAUUGUUUUCGGUAUGGUUGGAUUCAUCAUCGCUACAACAACCACAAAGACGGCUCCACGAUACUUCUCUCUGUUCCUGAUGAUCGGAGGAAUGUUUGGUUCUUACAAUGUCGCUCUCGCUUGGAUCUCUUCGACUUUCGCUAGACCUCGUGCCAAGAGAGCUGCAGCUUAUGCUACGAUCAAUUCUUUGGGUAACGUAGCUCAAAUCUGGUCACCGUAUCUUUACAAAUCUACCACUGCUCCAUCAUACCACCUUGCUUUCACUGUCAACACCGUUAUGGCUGGUGUCGCCGUUCUCUUCUGCCUUGUUUUGAGAUGGUGUUUACAACGCGAAAAUGCUCGAAUGGAUAAAUCAGAGGCCGAAGAAGCCGACACAGAAAGAGGCGCUAUCGCACAAGAUCGUAUCAGAUAUGUGCUAUAA
Molecule: messenger RNA, 1548 nt
Organism: Kwoniella botswanensis
Lineage: Eukaryota; Fungi; Basidiomycota; Tremellomycetes; Tremellales; Cryptococcaceae
Exons: 4
Coding region: 1-1548 (515 amino acids)
Biological process (GO): transmembrane transport
Cellular component (GO): membrane
Molecular function (GO): transmembrane transporter activity
Source: RefSeq, a predicted model, not a curated record